ACAUAUGUGCUAAGAAUUAACUGAAUAAAAAGAAGCACUUCGUAUCGGAUCGUCAUCGCACCGUCCCGUUGUUCGCAAUUUCAUUUCAUUUCCAACGCGAUUCUCGUUCAACGUACGUUGGUACAUAGCCUGUCCGUGCAUACAUACGUAUGUACUUAUGUAUGUACACAUGUACUUUCAAUAUCGACGAUGGCAUCACAAAAACACGACGCGCACACAAACACGCACUCACGUAAAUCGACGUCGACGACAGCGGAAUACCUAAGAGCCAAAGCAGCGGCAGAAUAAAGAAACAAGGAAACAUUUGCACGCCAGCGGAGCAACUGCAGCAGAGCACCACCAGUGCGCGCACCACCAGCGACAAGAAAAACCACUUCAACAAAAGAGGAUAACAUACUGGAAGUGCUCCACUCGCACAGCACCACAAAACACAUACACUUAUGCACACACAUACGGCUAUAUAGCAACAUAUACACACUGUACGUGCCCGACGGUGGGAAAGUAAACCGACAUCUUUUUACGACCGCCGAGAGUUUUGCAAUCAGAAGAAGUCGGAGAGCCGACUCGAGUCGAUCGGCCAGCCCUUUGAUAAGCCAGAGAGAAGGGAGCAGCUCAGCUUAAAACAGAGAAUAAAAGAGAGGAACAGGUUGCCAAGUUGAACGCGCAACGAAUUUGGAAAUCGAGUCAGCCGAAAGUGCGUGAGCGUGAUCGUUUGUACGUAGUCCCAAAAAAAACCUAAAGAAACACAGAGAGACCCGCAGACCCGGACUUGCAUUUAAUACAUACCAUCUUGAAGGGUUUCCAGCCCAAGCCCAUGAGCAGCUGAGCCAGCGGCAACAGCAAAAACGGAAACCAGACUUAAACCUUAAAUACCCGAUCCAAGCCAGAUCCAAAUGAAAACGCUAGUGCUCAGUGCGGAUGACCUGCAGAACUUCAAUAAGUUCAUCUAUGACCCCAAGUCAGCUGCCCAGCUGGCCGCUAGUGCUGGAGCAAUUGGAGCAGCAGCGGCGGCAGCAGCAGCGGUCCAUGGCCCGCCAGCUGGCACCACAGUGCAGCUACUCCAGAGCGGAGUUGGUGCGGUCAAUCCCGGCGUAAUGCCCGUUUCCGUGCCCGUUCCCACCAGCACAGCCAACAGUGCCAACAAUUUGAUGGCGCUGCACUACUACCUGAAGCAUCCGGGUAUCCAGCAGAUGCCCAUCCCACAGCAGCAACAGCAUCAACAACAACAACAACAGCAACACCAUCACCAGCAUCAGCAACAGUUGCUAGCACAGUCGCAGACGCAACUGAAACAGCUGCAGCUCAAGCAGCCGACAAUCCACCAGCACCAGCAGCACAUCAGCUACCACCAUCAUCCGUACUACCAGCAGCAGCCACAACAGGCGCCUCCACCGCAACCACAACCUCUUAAGAGCCAGCCACAGUCGCACCUGCCCGUACACGCCCUUAAUCAGAACUCCAACUUCUCGGCGGCCAGCUCCAGUACAGGAGGUACCGCCUCCAGCCAUGCGCCUACACAGCAAUCAAAUGGAUCUAGCGUUUCACCUACCAUUGUGUCGAGGGUGGCGGCCGUUGGGGCACCUAGCAGCAGUAACAUUGCAGCGGCGGCUAAUGCUUUGCUACGGGCAUCGGCUGCCUCCACAGCUCCGAGCUCAUCCGCCUCAUCGUCCUCUUCGUCCUCAUCCGCGUCGUCGAGCUCGUCAUCCAGCAGCUCUUCCUCCAGCGCUAGCAGCUUAGCGAAUUGCGCUAAAAAGCUGAAGACGGAACCGGUACUCUCGCAGUAUAAUCAAACAGAGCGCCUUAACUUCGCCAAUACGUAUAUCGUGUGGAGCGAAGAACACUGGCGGCGGGUGGUGUUCCAUGAUGAGCGUAGAUUUAACUUGGACGGGCCGGAUGGCUUCUCUUAUUAUUUCCACGAUUUACGCAACUACGAGCGCACGCUGUCGCAGCGGCCGCGAGGAAAUUCCGUGUACAUUUACCUGAUGGUCUGUGUGGGAGGAGCCGUGCAUCUGGAGGUGUCAUCUGCCAAACAGCGACCAGAAUCCUGCAUCGAGGCCAUUAUGCGAGAGCGGCCUAAUAUCGUAACCAAACUGGGCGGAAACUCGGAAUUUGUUCUGCAGGAUCACAACUGGAUGUCGCAUGCCCUGCCCACCGCCCAGGACCUUCUGAAUGCUGAAGGUCUGAAGACCCAAAAGUGGCCCACCAUCGCUCACGAUUUGAAUAUCAUGGAGAACGUAUGGGGCUGGCUCAUCCGCGAGGUAUUUGAUGGAGGACGAAAGUUCUCGCGCAAGGACGACUUGAUAUUCCGUAUCAAGGAGGCGUGGUCCCGCCUGCCGCUCGACUUGAUCACCAACCUGUACAGCACGUUGCCGGAACGAAUCACGGAGCUCUAUUACACCCAGGGCGUGUACACGAAUUGUUGACAUCGGCGUACAGAACAACCAGGAUGUGGACAGGGCUCAGGGCACUUGGCCGCUUUGGCGGUCGUGCAGGCAGACGAUGAUCGUGUUCCAGAACCAGAACCAGAUCUGAGGAGUAUAUUGAACUCUUCGAAGUCUGCCAGAGACCGGAGAGCGAAGGAAGCAAAUCUUUAUAUACAAUUUAACUUAACUUUUUGUGUAUAGCUUUAAGAUGUGUGCAAAGAAGCGAACAGGACUGCUUGGAGACCGACGGACUGAAAGCAAGAAAGACAGACGACCUGGACGGACAGACAGACGGACGAACAGACUUGGGUUAUAAGUUAUAACGUUUUUUAGUUAUUUAAAAUAUUAUGGAAAACAGAAAACCAGCAGAUUGUGGGCAGAACACACGUUAAGUGUUGCCAUAUCGCUUUGUAAUUAGUGUUUUUAAUCCUGCCCCAUUUCCCCCCCCUUAUUUGCCUCUUUAAACCACCCUUUGCCCUAUAAAGAGAAACCCUCGUAAUUUGUAAGUCUUAAUUUAAGUUGUCGUUUUCCUUUUUACCACCCUUGUCCCAAUCUAUUAAGAAUAUAAAAAAUAUAUUAGUUACAAACAAGUUUAUUUGAACUUAA
Drosophila eugracilis is the source of this 3029-nucleotide messenger RNA. RefSeq names its product ETV5-related protein Ets96B. Bases 894 to 2423 code for a protein of 509 amino acids. The record is from RefSeq and is a predicted model, not a curated record. Gene Ontology annotation, molecular function: nucleic acid binding. Lineage: Eukaryota; Metazoa; Arthropoda; Insecta; Diptera; Drosophilidae. The transcript is spliced from 2 exons.